AUGGGAUCAAGUCGGGACACGGGACCGGAACGAGCUCUCCGAUUCGGAGGCAUCUGGACCAAACUCCAACAUGGAAAGGCAUUGCAGAGCCCACUGCCUCAUGUGCAAUUCCUCUUGGCGCUAUCAUCUCUGGAGCCCAAGCAAACCUCGUCUGGGCAGCCCGGCUCAUUCCCUUGGGCACAGUCAGCCGGGAAUUCUCGGACGGCACUCGCAGAUAUCCCAGUCUCUGAAAAUAUCGCCCAAACUUCGACAGCGGCGGGAAUCAGCCAACUGACGAGUGGUCAAGCGGGAUUGAAUGGCGAUGAUCGCAAAGGUAAAGGCAAAAGCAAGGCGGAUAUCCUCAAUUCGUGGCGAGCGUCUCAAGCAUUCUCUGAGCAAUUGCUACUCCGUGACAUUCUUUACCUCUUGCAAGGUAUUGAUGGACAAUUCAUCCGGUUCGCAGUCCGGCCGCCGGAGGAACAGAAUCCUUACAAGUCUGCCAAAGCCAAGGCAGCAGAAGGGGCCGCUUUCGCACUGGGCAAAGAUGGUGAAGCAGGGACCAAGAGCGAAGACGGUGAAGUAGUCGGGAUCGACAUCAACGUAGAUGAGGCUGCCAACGGGAAUAUCUCCAAACCCACCAGGCUGCUCCUCAUGCAAAUUGCUGAGAUGGGGAUGCUCUACCGACAAAUCACGAAUUAUCUGGCGGUAAAGCAGACAGGGGGCUCGUCAAGAGGCAUGAUAGAGCAGAGCCUGUGUCAUUUCUUACACCAUGAGCUUUCAGAUUAUCACCGAUUGCUCGCUGUGCUGGAGACACAAAUGAAUCUCAAUCUCCAGGAGGCGAGCACUGGCCCUUCAAGUGAUGAUACCAACGAGAACGGUCGAGGUUUGACCCUCCUGCGAAUGGGAUUGUGGACAGAGGAGAUGAAGCUCAAGAUGCGAUAUCUGGCGGCGGUAGUCAGCGAUGCAAAAG
This is a messenger RNA of Kockovaella imperatae, 949 nucleotides long. RefSeq lists its product as hypothetical. Gene Ontology annotation, biological process: cytoplasmic microtubule organization; mitotic cell cycle; meiotic cell cycle. The transcript has 5 exons. NCBI's taxonomy places the organism in Eukaryota, Fungi, Basidiomycota, Tremellomycetes, Tremellales, Cuniculitremaceae. Gene Ontology annotation, cellular component: centrosome; gamma-tubulin small complex; equatorial microtubule organizing center. The annotation marks the transcript as partial. Gene Ontology annotation, molecular function: gamma-tubulin binding; microtubule minus-end binding. The record is from RefSeq and is a predicted model, not a curated record.